Molecule: messenger RNA, 2314 nt
Organism: Canis lupus familiaris (dog)
Lineage: Eukaryota; Metazoa; Chordata; Mammalia; Carnivora; Canidae
Gene: TPM4
Product: tropomyosin 4
Exons: 9
Coding region: 81-935 (284 amino acids)
Biological process (GO): actin filament organization; muscle contraction
Cellular component (GO): actin filament
Molecular function (GO): actin filament binding
Source: RefSeq, a predicted model, not a curated record
CGCCCGGCUGCUCACUCGCCCCGGCCCGCAGCGCAGCCCCCUCCGCAGAGUCCUCUGUGCCCGCGCCCCACCGCCCAGCCAUGGAGGCCAUCAAGAAGAAGAUGCAGAUGCUGAAGCUGGACAAGGAGAAUGCCAUCGACCGGGCCGAGCAGGCGGAGUCGGAUAAGAAAGCUGCGGAGGAAAAGUGCAAGCAGGUGGAAGAGGAGCUGACGCACCUCCAGAAGAAGCUGAAGGGGACGGAGGAUGAGCUGGACAAAUACUCCGAGAACCUGAAGGACGCCCAGGAGAAGCUGGAGCUGACGGAGAAGAAAGCCUCCGACGCCGAAGGGGAUGUAGCAGCUCUCAAUCGACGCAUCCAGCUGGUGGAGGAGGAGCUGGACAGGGCUCAGGAACGGCUGGCCACAGCCCUGCAGAAGCUGGAAGAGGCAGAAAAGGCUGCGGAUGAGAGCGAGAGAGGAAUGAAGGUGAUAGAAAACCGGGCCAUGAAAGAUGAGGAGAAGAUGGAGAUUCAGGAGAUGCAGCUCAAAGAGGCCAAGCACAUCGCUGAGGAGGCCGACCGCAAGUAUGAGGAGGUGGCUCGUAAAUUGGUCAUCCUGGAAGGCGAGCUGGAGAGGGCGGAGGAGCGUGCCGAGGUGUCUGAACUUAAAUGUGGUGACCUAGAAGAAGAACUCAAGAAUGUCACUAACAAUCUGAAGUCACUCGAGGCUGCAUCUGAAAAGUAUUCUGAAAAGGAGGAUAAAUAUGAAGAAGAAAUCAAACUUUUGUCCGACAAACUGAAAGAGGCUGAGACCCGUGCUGAAUUUGCAGAGAGAACGGUUGCAAAACUGGAAAAGACAAUUGAUGACCUGGAAGAAAAACUUGCCCAGGCCAAGGAAGAGAAUGUGGGCUUACAUCAGACACUGGAUCAGACACUAAACGAACUUAACUGUAUAUAACCAAAACAGAAGAGUCUUGUUCCAACAGAAACUCCAGAGCUCCGUGUCUUUCUCUUUUCUUGUAAGAAGUUUCUUUUGCUAUUGAAUCUUCGCUUUGCUGGAAAUGUCAAGCAAAUUACGAAUACAUGACCAAAUAUUUUGUAUCAGAGAAGCUUUGAGCACCAGUUAAAUCAAAUUCCUUCCUUUUUUUCAAACGGCACCAGCUUUUUCAGCUCUAUUUUUAUCCUUAAGUUGCAUUUAUUCAUAAGGUAGGCAGGGUAUUUCAUAUUGAGCAUACUCUCUUAAGACUGAGGGCAUUUGGUUCCUGGGAGAAUAGACAACCCUACACUUUCAAAAACAACUCCAGUAUCUAGUCAAGGGUCAAUUUAAAAGGCCAAGGAAUAUAUAAUCUUCUGGGCCACUGUGUCACACGACAGGUAUCCAGGGACCAUCACAUUAAAAUAUGGGUAGGGAUUUCCCGGGGGGGGGGGGGGGGGCGCGGUGUGAAAAGCCAGGGGGAGGGGGCUGGCUUUGUGGGAAUUCAUAAACCAUAGAAAGAUUAACCUAAUCAUCUUGGCUCUUUCCCACACUCCACCAUGCAGAACAAACAUUCUCUGAGCAGUCAGCAUGAGAAUACUUAGGAAAUAAUCAUAAUAAUUACCCAAAUAUUUUCUGGAUAGAUCCUUGAUGUUACGCUCUUCUACAUGUUCCUCUCAUUCUAAAGUUGGUCUCUGAGGAGCAGAUAGCUUAUUCCAAUAAUGACCCAUGCUUGUCUGCUCUGAUCUGAGACCGUCUAUUCAGCAGGAAUAAGUGUGGGUAGAAGUCAGUCUUAUUUCGAGAAGUCCUAUCAGGAAGACCACUAGCCAUCAAUAACUGAGUAGUUGUUAACAAAUAUUGGGCAGAAGGGGGCCUUUCUGACAGCAAAGUAGAGAUAAAGUAAUUGGCCUAGUUUCAUCUCCUUUAAACUUCAGGAAUGGCAAACUGAAGAUUUAGUUAUGUAGGACUUUAAUUCCUUCUUCAGGACCAAGUUAAUAAAAGACCAAGAAGAAACUCCUGAUUAAACUGGAUAUGGAGUAUUUUGUAGGCAGGGCUGCACAUUUUGGCUUUGUUGUAAUUUCUGCUUUCUUGAUUAACAUCUCAGAGCUGAAACAUUCCACAUUCCCCAGCAGUGUGGGGGCCAACUCAAGUUUACAAUGCUGACAAAAUUACCCUGCUUCUAGCUUAUCCAAAUCCUCUGCCCCUCACUCCUAUUUAUUAAGCAUCACACUACCCAAAGGUACACUAGCAAAUUGUGCAAUUGAAUAAAACCCACUUUUCAUUUAGAUUCUUGCAACUGUAUCAUAUGUAAUAGUAUCACUUUUUCUACAUUUUGGUCAAAUAAAUUUUUACAUAAACUAUAA